GAUAUUCGGGUCCUAGGCGAGUACUAAUUGUUGCAACGUAACUUGCUGAACGAAACCAAAUCAAGAAGAAACCCACAAACAAUGGCAACCGAAGAAGAGAGCGCCGUUAAGGAGCCGUUGGAUCUGAUCAGACUCAGCCUCGACGAGCGCAUUUACGUCAAGCUCCGAUCCGACCGUGAACUCCGAGGCAAACUCCAUGCCUAUGAUCAGCAUUUAAAUAUGAUACUUGGGGAUGUUGAAGAAGUUGUUACCACCGUUGAGAUAGAUGAUGAAACUUAUGAAGAGAUUGUUCGGACCACGAAGCGCACUGUUCCAUUUCUCUUUGUAAGAGGAGAUGGAGUUAUACUGGUUUCUCCUCCACUAAGGACAGCUUGAUUUUCUAAUGUAGAUUUGCACUUCUUUAAGAAGAAUUUACCUGUCCCAAAUUUAAUGCUUUGCUGCUGUUGCUCUUUUUAACCUUUUUCCAAUCUUCAAUGUUACCAGCUGAUCGCGUAUUUGCUAGAUCACCCUGUAAUAGACUAUUAUGAAUAUUUAUUAGGUACUAUCGUAAUUUUGGUAUGGAAAAUCGUAUGAUGGAUCACUUUGUAAGCGCUCUAUUACCAGUUCUAGUUUUUGUUUA
This is a messenger RNA of Pistacia vera, 619 nucleotides long. Its product is annotated as sm-like protein LSM3A. Lineage: Eukaryota; Viridiplantae; Streptophyta; Magnoliopsida; Sapindales; Anacardiaceae. The transcript has 3 exons. Gene Ontology annotation, biological process: mRNA splicing, via spliceosome; P-body assembly. Gene Ontology annotation, cellular component: catalytic step 2 spliceosome; precatalytic spliceosome; P-body. Gene Ontology annotation, molecular function: RNA binding. Bases 82 to 375 code for a protein of 97 amino acids. The record is from RefSeq and is a predicted model, not a curated record.